Colletotrichum tamarilloi is the source of this 990-nucleotide messenger RNA. RefSeq lists its product as uncharacterized. The transcript is spliced from 4 exons. Lineage: Eukaryota; Fungi; Ascomycota; Sordariomycetes; Glomerellales; Glomerellaceae. The record is from RefSeq and is a predicted model, not a curated record. The coding region runs from base 1 to 990 and encodes 329 amino acids.
AUGUUUCUCAAGACUCACAAAGUAGCAGUGUUCGGAGCUGUUGGGGAGUCUGGGGGUAUUAUUGUCAAUGGCUUGCUCAAGUCAACAUCUCCGUCUUUUGAAGUCACCGCCUUGGCCCGGCCCUCGUCAAUCUCAAAGCCAGCGUACGAGGAGCUGAGAAAAAGAGGAGUCAACGCCAUUGUCGUCGACCUUGACAAGCCAGAGAUUGAGAUCGCCAACACCUUGAGAGGAUUCGAAAUUGUAGUAGCCUCGGUCCACCCUGCCGGCAUAGCGUCUCAAAUAACACUGGCUAGAGCAGCCAAACUAGCGGGCGUCCAACGCUUUAUUCCCAGCGCGUUCGCGAUGGCUGUCUCGCCAACCGCCAAGUCUUCCGUCCAGAAGACGAAGGAGUUGGUUUACGCUGAACUUAGAGCCAUCGACCUACCGUUCACAAUCAUCGACGUCGGCUGGUGGUACCACGGGUUUAUCCCUCAAUUGGCUUCUGGGCGAACUGACUAUACCGUUGUGUUGCCUGAGUUUCUACGAAAUCUAGUUCCCGGUGACGGAAACAUGCCGACACACGUUGUGGAUUGUGCGGAUAUUGGAAAACUCAUUCCUCGCAUCAUUGUGGACCCAAGAACCAUCAACCAAAAGGUCAUGGCCUCCUCAGCGACGAUGUCUUUCAACGAGAUGUUCGCCAUAGCCGAAGAGCUUUCCAAGGAGAAAGUCAUGAAGAAAGAUAUUUCCGCGCAGGGAUUGCAGUCGAUGAUCGCAGAUUUUGAUGCACAGCUACAAGGGAGCCCUCAAAAUGCCCUUGCGGCAAUUGGAAAGUUCUGUUUGGAGUACUAUUAUUCAUCAUUUAUAGAUGGAGACAACAGUCCAGACGGAGUCAGUCGCCUAGGCUAUCUUCUAGCCGCUGAUCUCUACCCCGACUUCCAGCCAGCAUCUUUCCAAGAUUUCUUGUUGGAAGUGUUCAAGGGCGACAUUCGGAUUCCUUAUUCAGGAAGAUAG